AUGAAUUAUGAUGACUUUGCAUGUAUUGCAUUAAGUUGUUGUGGUUCGAGCUCUGAGUUUGGUCAGAUUAUUCCACUUGUUCUCGAGAAAAUCAAACAAGUCAUUGCGAACAAGCAUUUAGAUCCACCAGAAGAAGACAAAACAGACACAUUUCUUACAUUUUUCAUACCAGAUUUCCUUCGAACUCUUUUAUCUAGCAGCAGCUAUCAAAGUUCGGAUUAUAGAGACAUUAAAAUCUUAUUACGUGAUCUUCUAGAAUUAUCUACCAAAUUCUUUUAUGAUGAUACAUAUAAGAAAACCAUUUUUAGUAUAGAUACUCUUCUUUUUACGAAAAAUUCUGCACUUUAUCAACAAAAUGACCCUACUUCAAUGUUUUAUACAAUAUGGCAUUCAUUUAUAGAAAAUUCAAAGUUUUACUUUAUAGAAUUAAGCCACUGUAUUCAAGAUAAUUUCGGUCAAGACGAAUCUAUCUUUUAUUUCGUAUUCGAUGCUUACAAAUUAUCGGGCAAAGCGGCAGAAUUCAAGAUCUGCGUCGAAAAUGCCCUACAAUCAUACGUCAAUUUUCUUUUUGGAAUUGAUUCAAUUUUAGAAAAAGAACCGCAGAGGCUAAAGGAGUUUCAAUUCAAAGCAUUGCCACUAUUUAUCGAACUUUUACCUGAAUUACGAUCAAUACAAGCCUUAUCUUUAUUGAAUAUCUUGACAAAUUUGUUGAAUUCUACACAACACAAAACGAGACUACUCGGUGCAGAUAGUAUAGCACAAAUAGCGAGGAUCUCUCAGUUCUCAAUUGCCAUUUCAGACUGGGCCAGGCAAGAAAAAAUCAAAAAAUCUUUGUUGAACCCUGUCAGUGUUUCUUUAUGCAAUAGUUUAUCUCCUGUUAUACAAGUUUGCCUCAAAAACGGUAACAUUGAGUUCGAAUUGUUCACUGAAUUCAUAAAUGAAUGUAUCAAACAACAAAUUUCGGAAUCAACCAUUUCUGACUUCAUUUCAACAUACUGUGAUAAUUUCCAAGUUGAUAAACAACCAGAAUUACUUGAAAAAAUACGUUCUGUCGAAAUUACAGAAAAUAAUAUUGAAAUUUUCGCAAAAAUCCUUAGUAAUUUGGAAUAUCACAAGAAAGAAGCCUUAGAAAUACUAAUAAAAUGGUCUGAAAACAAAGAACUAAGUAAUGACUCUCAAAAAAUUUUAUUAAAUUAUAUUAUUAAAAUUGUUGAAAGAGCCUCGAGUACUAGUAUACCUGAAUGUGCUGUAGACUAUGCCAAUCGCCUUAUUGAAGAAGAAGAUUUCGAUAACGCAUUGAAAAUAUACACAAAAUUAGUGAGAUAUAACAUUUGUUCAAAAGAUGUAAUUCAAGAAUUUAUAAAAAGUGACGGAAAAUUACGAAAACUUGGUUUUGAUUUAGAAAUACAAAGAUUUAGUCAAUUCGAAGAAAUGAAUUUGAAGAAAUAUAAUGAUAGAAUUGAUGAUUAUUUCUGGUACUUCAUAAAUGAACUCAUUAAAGCAUCAAAAUUCAGAGUUUAUAAUAAUCCAAAUAUGUCAGAAUUGAAACAAAUUGCGAAAGAAUAUGAUUAUUCAAAGGCUACACCUUCUUUUGUUGAUUUCGUUGAACAGUUAAGUACUGAUAGUCCUAUAUAUCUAUUUAGAGUUGUUAAAGAAUGCGAAAAUCCUGAAAUAACAAAAAUUGCAAUAGAUAAAUUAUUAAAACGUGGACAAAAUUUGUCUACAAUCAUAGAAAAGCAAGUCAUUGAAAAUAUUGAUAAUUUUAAUGAAUCAUUUAUAAGAAUUAUUCCUAUUGUUGAUUUCUUUUUCCAAGAUUUGACAAAUUUUCAUAAAUUUGCCAAAGCAAACAUUAUUCCUCACUUUUUGCCAAAAACAAUUGAUGUUAUUUUUGUAUUAGGAAGCAGAGAAGAAGAAGUAACAGUUACAGAAGACGAAACUGCAGAAGAUUUAGUUGAACAAGCAUCAGUUGUUUUCAAAGAAAAAGUAAAUCUUCGUGAAUUUUGGUCAGUUCUUGAUACUGUGAAAAAUCGAGAAAUAAAAGAAGGUGAAGAAAUUGUUUUUGCAAAACCAAUAAUUGAAUUAAAUAAUGUUGUGAAGAUUAAUAGCAUUAUUAAGUUCAUUAAUCAUGGAUUAACUGAAAAAUUGUUGGUUUUCGUUAAUGAAAAAAGUGACAUUUCAAAAAGUGACAUGGAAAAGAUAUUUAGCUUGAUAAAUAAAUUACCAACAUCGCAGGACAUCAAAGAUGCUUUGAAAGAAAAAGAUAAAACACUAGAACUUCUAGAAACAGCCAAAAACAUUUAUUAUGUCAAAUAUAUCUUUGAAUCAAUAAGAAAUUUAAGUCAAUGUUCAAAAGAUUAUUUGUUGAAAGAUGAUAAAGAGAUUCUCCAUAAAAUUAUAAAGUUCUUGGAAAUGGAAUCACCUGCAGAGUUCAAAGAAGAAAUAAUUAAUAUUUUGAAACAAUAUUUGGAGGCAGAAUUUGUUACAAAAAGUGACAUUCACUUCAUUUUGCCAAAUUUAAUUGAUAUUUUUGUUGACGAAACAUGCUCAAAUGAUAUGAGAUUUAAUAUAAUAGAAAUCAUCCAAAACUUGUCUUAUGGAGAACUUCAACAAGAAAUAACUGAAAUAAUGAAGCAAAAAACGGAAUUUUUGAAUUUAAUUUUGCAAAAUUUGACGAAAGACAAUUUUGAACAAUUUAAAGAAUUCGUUGACAAAUGUGAUAUUUUACCAGUUAUUUUUGAAAUUGUAAGAAGUCAAAUUUCCAAAGAAAACUUUGACAACAAAUUCAUUUUAUCAUUAAUUGAAGAAAAAUCCGAAAUUGGAAAAUAUUUUUCAGAAAAAGAGUUCUUAGAAAUGUCAAUUAACUUGAUUACUUUGCAAAACCCAGAAAUGGUCAAGUUUGGCGUUGAUUUCUUUUAUAAAUUAGCAGAUAAAUCAGAAAUUGUAAACGAAUAUGUCACUUUUCUGAUUAAUUUGAUAUUGACGACAGAUAAUGAAGAUAACAAAGAAAACAUAUUCAAAUUGUUCUGGAAAAUAAGUGAAAUAAAUGAAGUUUACAAAACUGCUUUUGUCACUUUUGUUGAUGAUUUAGUAAACUUAAGAAUUGAGCGGUUUAACUAUGAUUAUCAUUUAUUCAACCAGUCGUCGACGAAAAGUGUUGGAUUAUUGAAUUUAGGAAGUACUUGUUUCUUCAAUGCUGUUAUUCAACAACUAUUUCAUCUUCCUUGUUUUACAUAUAUAAUAUUAACUGAGAAAUUUGAAAAUGACAUUUCUAUGCAUCAUUUACAAAGGAUGCUUUCUGAAUUAUUGAUUUCCAAACAAAGGUAUUCAGAUCCGAAAUCUUUCUUUGAUGAAUGGAAAGGAUGGAAUUCCCAGAAAAUCAAUGUAAAAGAACAACAAGAUGCUUCCGAAUUCAUGACCAUUUUCAUUGAUAAAUUACCACCUGAUACUUCCAAACUUUUCAAGGGAUCUUCUGUUUGGACUGUAAGAGAUUUAGAAGGAAAUAUCCUCAAAAGAAUUGAAGAAGACUUUACAACAAUAAGUUUGCAAGUGAGGUCAUUUUCAAACAUGAAUUCUUCUUUGAAUGGAUUUGCUAAACCAGGAAUGUUGACAGGAGAUAACCAAUACGAAUCAGACGGACAAAAGAUUGAUGCACAACAUCUUACACGUCUCAAAGUUUGUCCUCCAAUUUUGUUCUUCCAGUUAAGAAGAUUCGAAUACAACACAAGAACAGGAACAAGAGACAAAAUCAAUGACAAAUUUGACAUUUCUUUGAAAAUUAAAAUAGAUCCAUUACUUGAAACAAAUGAGAAACAAAACUAUUACUUAUUAAAUGGAAUAAUUAUGCACAGUGGCGGUGCAGAUUCAGGACAUUAUUUGUCAUAUGUGAAAAUCCAAAAUAAUUGGAUUGAAUUCAAUGAUAGCGAAGUUUCUUUUAUCGACCAAGAAACUGUUUUAGAAAAAGCUGCUGCAAAAGGUACUUUGGAAAACUGUUCCGCUUAUAUUUUGGUAUAUGUCAAAGAAAAUUUCAUUCAAACUGAUGAUAAUGAUGAAAUGGUUACGUUUAAUGAUUUAGAAAAAUAUAUUCCUAAAGAUAUGAAAGAAGAAAUAUAUAAAAUGAAUGAAAUCUUCAUGAAAACACAGUUCGCUUUCUCUAGAAUUUUCUUGAAUUAUAUGAUGAAUGACGAUAACAGCGGUUUUGACAAGAAAUUGAAUUUCUUUUUCCAUAUUUUCUUGCAUGCUGAUUACAAAGAAUUUCCAACGAGGUUCUUCGACAAAAUGAUUCGUCAAAGCUCAUUUAAUGACUCCAAUUUGAAGCUGGUUAUUUCAGAACACACUGAUGAUGUUAUAGAAUUGUAUUUGAGUUUGACAAAUACAGAUAUUGUGAGCAAACUUAAUGUAUUCAUUUCAUCAUUGUCAGUACAAUUAACUGAUGAUGAUAAACUGUUCGAGUUCUAUCAGACAGUUGUUGACAGAUUGGAAUUAUUCGUUGAAAAUAGAAUGAACGUCAAAAAUAUUUUGAAACUGAUUUAUGAUUUUUCAUUCAAUCAAAAAGAAAAAUGUCAAGUUUUUGUUGACAAAAUCCAAGAAUUUAUAGUUCUAAAUUACGAGAAGGCUGAACAAAUGGCAUUAACAUAUAAGUCUAACCUGUUUAUUGGUGAUGUCUUCAAUAUUUUAAGUUUGUAUUUGGAUUCAGUCAAAAUUAAAAUCCUUUUGAAAUAUUCUGACAUGAUUAUUAUGACUUAUUCCAACAGACAUCCUUUCUAUAAUUUACUAGUUUUGUUAUAUGAAAAUGAUAAGAUUGAUGAUGAAUUUUUCUUGGAAACAGCAAGAGCAAAUCCAUCUGCAAUGUUUUCUGAAUUUAGAAAGAAAUUUGAUACAAUGAAAAUUGAAAAAUCAAUUAUUAUUGUCACUUUUUAUGAAAGAUUCCAUUCAUUAAGGGAUGAAAUUCUCAAGUUCUUGAUUACAAAGGAUUCAAUUAAUUAUGUACAAAGCUGUAGAUUGUUAUCAAAACCAUUAAUUUCACUUUUAUUUGCAAACAAAGAAGAAGAUCGAAAAUCAGCAAGAAAUAUAAUAGAAAUUGGUUUCCCUGUAAUGAGAAACGAUGACAUUCUUGAGAAUUACAGUGAAAACGAUGACUUUUUAGACUUUGUUGAUGAAUUUUUGAAAUAUUUCGUUAAAUUCGCAAAUUCAGAAGAAAAGAAAGAUGAAAAAGUGAUGAAAGAUGUAUUAAAUUAUAUUGUUAUUCUUUGUCCAUUUAUGCGUGAAGAAGAAGACUUAGCUAUAGUAUCUUUAAUCACGAAUUCUUCAGAACAAAAUGAGAUUUUCAAUUAUUUAAUGUUUUGUUCUUUGUUGGGUUCUGAUUUCGCCGAAAAAUAUUUCACACAGAUCAUGGAAAUCGUUAUGAAUAAGAUUCCUCAUUAUGAUGAAAACAGAGUCAGUGAUGAAACAACAUCAGUUUUGGCUGCUUUGACUUGUUUUGCAAUGAAUUUAGAUUAUAAUUCUGAUGAAAUUAAGAAUUUCUUGUCUCAGGAAGUCAUGAAGUUGUUCAAAAAUGUGAUGAAAACACAUGGAAAAGAUACUUCUGAAUAUUUGUUCCUUGAAACUGCUUACAAUGAAAUCGAAAAUUCGAAAUCAGAAAAAUAA
This is a messenger RNA of Trichomonas vaginalis G3, 5643 nucleotides long. RefSeq names its product ubiquitinyl hydrolase protein. The coding region runs from base 1 to 5643 and encodes 1880 amino acids. The record is from RefSeq and is a predicted model, not a curated record. Gene Ontology annotation, biological process: protein deubiquitination; regulation of protein stability. Lineage: Eukaryota; Parabasalia; Trichomonadida; Trichomonadidae. Gene Ontology annotation, molecular function: cysteine-type endopeptidase activity; cysteine-type deubiquitinase activity. Gene Ontology annotation, cellular component: cytosol; nucleus. The transcript has a single exon.